AGCCAGAUUUCUUUGGGACAGCCGUUGUUGGUUGCCACUCUUUUCUGGCGAGGUGUUUAUCAGAAACGCAGAGCUGCAGAGUCCCUGAUGAGUGUUUCUCCUUUUCCCUUGCAGCUGACCUCUGCGUCUGAGAUGGGCAUGGUGUAAGCUCCCCUGAAGAGAGAAUGGCAUCGAGUCCUGUGGUUCCCGCGGAGGAUGAACACGUUUCCUCGGGCAUCGACGACCUCCAUGUCUCCCUGCAAGCUGAGCAGGAAGACACGCAGAAGAAAACCUUCACAUGCUGGAUAAAUUCACAGUUGGCCAAGCACACCCCUCCCUCAGUCAUAUCAGACUUAUUCACAGACAUUAGAAAGGGCCACGUCCUCCUCGACCUGUUAGAAGUACUCUCAGGACAGCAGUUGCCUCGAGAUAAAGGAUCUAAUACAUUCCAGUGUAGAAUCAAUAUAGAACAUGCCCUGACAUUCCUCAAAAAUCGAUCGAUCAAGCUAAUAAAUAUUCAUGUUACUGAUAUUGUAGAAGGAAACCGAUCCAUUAUUCUUGGCCUGAUUUGGACCAUUAUACUGCACUUUCAUAUUGAGGAGCUCACCCAGACUCUUUCUUGCAAUUACAAUCAACCUUCCGUGGAUGACGUGAGCGCGGUGGAUUCGUCUUCUGCCUCAAGUCCGCCAGCUAAGAAAUGCUCCACAGCCCAAGCACGGUGGCAGCUGUCCGCAAAGAAAGCCCUGCUUGUGUGGGUUCAGGAGCGUUGUGCCAUGCAUGAGUCUGUCAGUGUGACAGACUUCAAGUCGAGCUGGAGAAAUGGGGUGGCUUUUUUGGCUGUCAUUCAUGCCUUGCGACCAGACCUCAUUGACAUGAAGAGUGCGAAGCAGAAAUCCAACAAGGACAACCUGAAAGAGGCCUUCGGAAUUGCAGAACGAGAACUGAAAAUCCCCAGGUUGCUGGAACCGGAAGAUGUAGACGUUGUUAAUCCUGAUGAAAAGUCAAUCAUGACGUAUGUGGCACAGUUUCUGCAGUAUUCCAAGAACAAACCUGCCUUUGGAAGCAGAGCUCAGGGCAAGGUGGAAGAUGCAAUGGCCUGGCUCACCCUGCAAGAGAAGAAACUACAGCAGGUGCAAAAGGACACAGAAAAUGAGACCUACUUUAAUAAAUAUCAUAGCCUGCUCUCCUUUACGGAGUCAUUCAAUGAAGAAGCAAAAUCCUUCAUGGACAUCCUGUCCCUAAAAGGGAGCGUGCAGGAGCCGGAUGAGGAUCAGAGACAGCUGAGAGAAGGCUGGAGCCGUCUCCACCACCAGAUUAACGCUUGGAAAACAAAGCUGGACGAUGCCUUGCCCCCGCCCCUGUGUGAUAUCGCAGCCUGCUUGCAGGAGGUAGAGGAACUGGGGGAGAAAGUCUUGCCAGGCUCCCCGGAUUCCUCUGGCCCCGAGACUCUGACCCAGGAGAAAAUGACUCUAUAUAAGAAUCUGCUGGAUAGAUUUGACUCUCACUCGAACAGUCUCCUGGCCUUUGAAAAUAAAGAUAAGGAACAUUUGCCAUUGGUACCACCUGACAAAUUGGAGGAAAUGAGAAGACGACUCAACAUCAUUUUGGAGAAAAAAUUUAUUCUACUUCUAGAAUUUCAUUACUAUAAGUGCUCAAUUCUUGGUUUGCUAGAUGAAGCAAAAUCAAAAUUGGAUGUCUGGAACAUCAAAUACGGGAACAAAGAGUCUGUGGAAUUAUUGCUGGAAGACUGGCGUAAAUUUAUCGAAGAAAAAGAGUUCCUAACUCAACUUGAUACUUCUUUUCAAAGAUGUGGAGAAAUUUAUAAGAAUUUAGCUGGCAAACGUGAAACUAUUAAUGAACAAUACAUGAUUAUGGAGGAGAAUAUUGGUAUGUACAAAAAAAAAAUAGAGAACAUGAAGUCAACUCUGCAGAAAGUUCUGGCGUGUUGGGCUACGUAUGCGGAAAAACUUCGCUCUCUAAAGGCUUAUUUUGAGGUCACAAAGAAGGAACAAGUUUCAGAGAUUUCCUUUGAGACACUGUCACAGUGGAAUGCAGACCACACUACUUUAAAUGAAGCGGGGCAUUUCUUAAUUGAAGUCAGCAAUGAUGAAGUGAGAUCAUCUAUUUCUAAAGAACUGAGAAGACUGAAUAAAAGAUGGAGAAAGUUUAUCACAAAAACUCCACUUGAAAUGAAACUACCACUUACAAAAAAAGAGGAUCAGCCCAUUCCUGAAGAUUCUGGAAAUAUUCCACUAUCUAAAGAAGACAAACCAACUGUUGAUAUUUCAAUGGCUACAUCAGUAGGAGUUCCUGAAAAUCACAAUCAGAAUUUAAAGGCCGUGGAAGAACAUAAAAGGGAAAAUGAAGAAUCCCCAGGACAACUGAAAGUGGCUGAAGAGGUUGAAAAACUCGCUGGACAAGUGGAAGUCUGGGAGGCAGAAACCAAAUCUGUUCUGGAUCUUCUGAGACAUCAGGGUGCUGCGGACAGCUCCGUGGAAGAGUCUUUGCAGCGUCUCAGUGCCAAGGGCUCUAUGCUUGAAGAACUUCUGGCCAGAACUAAAGAUGCUUUACAAAUGGAUAUUCAAAACGUUUCAGGCCCAGAGUCUCUCCAGCAUGUCCUCGUCGUUGGCCUUCAAGCGAAGAUUCAAGAAGCUAAUGAGAAAAUCCAGAACACCAUGGUAAAACUUGUUGCAGCAUUGAAGAGCUCCACUGAUGCGGUGCCGGAGUCCGACCUCAAGCGGAAGGUGCAAGAGUCACAGAGGGAGCUUGAGUUGUGCAUGAGGAGAGCUGAACAGUUACUCAGACAGAGAGAGAGCCACGGUGAGCUCGUCUCGAAGUACAAGGAAGCACUAAAAAUUUCUAAUGCAAAUAGUCUGGUCAGGUAUUUGAAAGCCAUCAAAGAACUGAAGCCCAAUGUCCCCGAGGAUGCAAAGCUGUCUCUGGAAGAGAAGAGUAGAGAUGCCUGUGCCAAGUGGGAGUCUCUUCAUCGUGAAAUUUCUUUGUAUAUUCAACAACUAAAAAUAGACAUCGAAAGAGGAAAACUUAAUGACAUUAUUUCAAAACUUGAAAAGCAAAUAAAUAAAGAAAAGAAACUUAUUCGUAGAGGAAAGAGCAAAGGUCUCAUCAGAGAACAUGAGGCUUGUUUUGCUAAGGACGGCGUCCUGAGCGAGGUUGACCACCGCAUCGGUGUCCUGAGGGUGCUGUGUGAAGAGCUGGCUUCGCAGGAGAAGCAGCGGGAAGUGAAGAGAGCUCUCAGAGAUUAUGAGCAGAAGAUAGCACGACUGCUGAAGAAUGCUUCUGAGAUUCUCACAGCCCUGCAGGCCCCUGAGGGAGGUUCAUCGAAAGUCCAGGGGACCAUGACCACAACCGAGAAUGGCGGAAAGGAUUCCCACAGUGAGGCACUACUUGCAAAAUCAGAUAAUCAGCCGUCAGCUGAAAAGGCCAUGGAACCCAUUAAGAAUUUCAGCCCGGCCUCAGAGUUAAAGCCCCAGCGAGAAGAAAGCAUUAUGGGAAAGGAUGGAAAGGAAGAUAGUGCACCUAUAAAUAAGUUACAAGAGAGGUAUGAUACACACAAAGAGAUUCUUGAACGACAUCUACAGAACAACAAAUUCAGGAUUACUUCUGACUUCUCUAACGAAAAGGAAUGGAGGACUGCUUGUCUGAAGGAUAAGCUGAAAGACCUGCAGCUCUUAAAAAAUGAAACUGAUGCUUGCUGGAAAGAGUUUGAAGUCAUCUCACUGAAGCUAGAAAGUCUUGUGGGUGACACGGAGAAGCCUGUUAUAGUUAAGGCAAGAGAUACAUUAAAGGGAAAAGAAAGCGACUUUCAAGUGCCUCUUAAGGCCAGAAUCGAAUCCCUAGAGCUGGCACUGCAAGUUGUGUUGCCUGUGGAGGAGGAGUCGCUGCCCCUGUGUGCCUCGGACCUGGCUCACAGGGAGGUGGCCGUCCAGGAACUUCAUCUUGUGGACGCUGAUGGCGUUUACCAAAACCUGAGGAAUAUCCAGGAUUCCAUUGCAAAACAGAUAACAAUAUGUGGCGACUUAGAAGAGCCAGGCAAUUCUGUAUUAAAGGGAUUACACCCGGUUGACGUAGGCGCCACAAAAAACAUUCUGCUGGCGUGCAGAACUCAGCUUGAGCGAGCGAGCCGUAAGGUGCAGAUGAGUAAGGCUGUCCUGGCUGCCCUGGAGGAGCUGCUGUCCUCUCUAGCAGCGGUGAAGCUUCCCGAGGACCUUGUCACGGAGCUGUCAGCCUCAGAUGCACCGGGGGCACCGGGAAGUACUUCAACGGGAAGGGAUAUGGAGGGAGAAAUUCGGCUGAUGAAAGCCAAGGCCAGACAGCUGGAUGAGCGCUUGCAGACGCUUGGCAUAACCGUUAAAGACGGCGAGCAAGGCAGAGAUUCCACUUGUGAAAAGCUUGUAGAUGCCGUGUGCACAAAGUUAUCCGACACACGGGGCCUUGGUGUGCAGCAGGAACUGGCUGAGGAGAACCAACUGUUAGAGGCCUGUAGCUCCAAAAAUAAUGAGCUCUUUAAAAAUCUUCAGGAUGUGCAGAAGCAGAUGGGUGAGAUUGGCCUGAAGGAUCCCACUGUUCCGGCUGUAAAGCAUCGGAAAAAAUCCUUAAUCAGACUGGAGAAGGAUCUAGAUGGAUACGAAGCAGAGAAAAAACACUUACAAGAAAUGGCCAGUUCUCUUCCACAGUUCAAAGAUGGCAGAGAAAAAAUUGUGAAUGAACAGUGCCAGAAUACCGUGCUCUUGUGGGAUAGCACAAAAAUGGCUGUCACCGAGUGCCUUGACCAGUGUGGAAGAGUUCUGGAGCUCUUGAAGCAGUAUCAGAAUUUUAAAAGUGUCCUGACAGCUUUGAUUCAAAAGGAGGAGACCGUCAUCUCCCAGCAGGCUUCGUACAUGGGCAAGGAGAACCUGAGGAAGCGGAUGGCAGAGAUUGAAAUUGUCAAAGAAGAAUUCAACGAACAUUUAGAAGUGGUAGAUAAGAUAAACCAGAUCUGUAAAAAUCUACAAUUUCAUCUAAAUAAAAUGAAAACUUUUGAAGAGCCCCCUUUUGAAAAAGAGGCUAAUGUUAUUGUGGAUAGAUGGCUUGAUAUAAAUGAAAAGACAGAAGAAUACUAUGAAAAUCUCGGUCGAGCUCUGGCUUUGUGGGACAAACUUUUUAACUUAAAAAAUUUCAUUGAUGAAUGGACGGAAGAGACCCUUCAGAAACUGGGCUCACACCCACUGACGGAAGCGGACAGACAACAGCUGAAGGAAGAGUUGCAAACGCAUGAACAACAAACAUCAGAAUUUUCUAGAAGAGUGGCUGAAAUUCAGUUUCUGCUUCAAAGUAGUGAAAAGCCACUUGAACUACAGGUCAUGGAGUCGUCGGUUUGGAAUAAGAUGGAACACGUGAAGAAGCGUGUAACCGGAGAAGCCAACAGCUGUGCGCUCGGCGGGAGCCAGGCUGAGCUGAGGGAGGAUCUGGAUCAAGCCAAGACCCAGAUCGGGGUGACCGAGUCCCUCCUGAAAGCGCUGUCCCCUUCGGACAGCUUGGAGAUCUUCACCAAGCUCGAGGAGAUACAACAGCAAAUUCUGCAGCAGAAGCACAGCAUGAUAAUACUUGAAAAUCAAAUAGGUUGUCUCACUCCUGAACUUGCUGAAUUGAAAAAGCAGUAUGAAAGCGUUAGUGAUUUAUUUAACACCAAAAAGAGUGUUUUGCAAGAUCACUUUUCGACAUUAUUGAAUGAUCAAUGCAAGAGCUUUAAUGACUGGUUCGGCAAUGUUGAAAUGAACCUAAAGGAGUGUUUUGAAUCAGCAGAAACAAAAAAGGGUGUGCAGCAAAAGCUACAGAAACUUUCUGAGUUCCUGAAUCUUGAAGGAAGAAGCGGGAAAAUACAGCAGGUGGAGACGGCGCUGCAGCACGUGAAGAAGCACCUGCCCAAAGUGCACGUGAGGGAACUCGGCAGCUGGCUCGGGAGGCGGGCGUCUGAGUUGGAGACGCUGGAGUCCGCGUGCCAGGCCCGAGCGCAGGAGCUGGGUCAGCGCCUGCAGCAGCUGCGGAGCCUGGAGGAUGACUGCAGGAACCUGAGCGAGUGGUUGAUUAAUCAGGAAGAGAGAUGGAAAGAAACAGAAGAAUCAGCAGAGAAGGCUGAGCUGUUUUGCCAAGCUCUAGCUAGAAAGAGGGAACAGUUUGAAUCCGUGGCCCACUUGUGCAGCUUUUUGAAGGAACAUGGACUUACUGAGGAAGAAGAGAUAAUAAUGGAAUCAACACAUUUGCUGGAUAGAUACCAGACAUUGCUGACACACUUGAGUGGACUCGAGGAAGAGCAGAAGUUGCCCUCUGCGGAGGGCCAGAGCUUUGACGACCUUGCACACGAUGUGAUUCAUUGGAUAAAGGAGACUAAAGAGUCGCUUAUGGCUCUGAACUCAUCUGAAGGCAAAAUGCCACUUGAGGAAAGAAUCCAAAAAAUAAAGGAAAUCAUUUUACUCAAGCCCGAAGGGGACGCCAGAAUACAGGCUAUCGUGAGACAGGCCCAGGGCUGCGAGGCCGCGGCAGGGCAGGGUCAGGAGAUGGUGGCCGACAUCCGCGGGCAGUGGGACAGCACGCUGCACUUGGCCCGCACGUACCUGAGCCAUCAAGAAAAGCUUCUGCAAGAAGGAGAAAAGUACUUGCAGAGUAAAGAGGACCUGAGAUUAAUGCUCAUAGAGCUGAGGAAGAAGCAGGAAGCCGGCUUCGCCUUGCAACAUGGCCUGCAGGAAAAGAAAGCCCAGUUAAAAAUUUAUAAGAAAUUCCUCCAGAAAGCCCAAGAUUUGACGUCCUUGCUAAAGGAGUUAAAGUCUCAGGGAAACUACCUGUUGGAAUGCACCAAAAAUCCCAGCUUUAGUGAAGAGCCCUGGCUGGAAAUCAAACAUCUUCAUGAAAGUCUUCUUCAGCAACUCCAGGAUUCUGUGCAGACGUUGGAGGGUCAUGUUCAAGAACACCACUCCUACCAGCUUUGCGUCACAGACUUGAAUACCGCGCUGGACGGUUUCUCUAAGGACGUCGCCAGUUUUUCUGAUACAUCUAUGGAUCAGGCAGCCAUUGAGGACAGAUUGCAGAAACUGCAGGAACUAGAGAGUAGACUCAGUUUACAAGACGGCACCUUAAAGAAGAUUUUAGCGUUAGCAAAAUCCAUCAAGCCAAACACAUCUUCAGUGGGACAGAAGAUUAUUAAAGAUGAUAUAAAAUCACUUAAGCACAAACAAAAAGAUUUGGAAAACAGGAUUGCUCUUGCAAAGCAGGAGACUGAAAACUGCCUCAACAGCCUUCUCAAAUCAAAAUGUUCAGCGGAAAAGCAAGAGAAGUCCGCUUCGCCACAUGGAGAGCCUCGGGCCACUUCUGAUGUGCUGGGGCCCACUCAGGACUCCGCCGCAGAGGAGAAGUUGCAGGGGGACUGGGACAUAAACAAGAAUUCAGCUGUGGAAACGGUUUUGUCAAAACAACUUUCUCUCAGUGUUCAAGAAAGCAUGAAAAGCACUGACGAUGAGCAGAAAGUCAAUGAGCUGCAAAAUCAACCUUUAGAGUUAGAUGCUGUGUUAAGAAGUGAACAAUUAAAAGCAAUAGAGGAAUUAUAUACCCAGUUGGAAGCAAGGAAGGAAGCCAUGGAACCACUGGCACAGUCCGAACAGCUCCACAACGCAGAAACGAGCGCCGUGGGUCUCCGCGAGACAGGGCGGUCCUCUCGCCGCCUGGACAGUCUGCUUCAGGCGCUGUCUGCUUUGAAGAAAAACAAAGAAAGCCAGUACCGUCUCCUGCAAGAUUUCCAGGAACGCCUCGCUGCACUCGAGUCCUCCCUGAGUGACUCACGGGCGGAGAAGGGAAGUCUCAGAGUGGGACCCCUGGAAAGUGAAACCUAUCUGGAGAAAAUUAACAAGUUCCUGGAAUCAAUAGAAAAAGAAAAAGGUUCUCUAAUUGAACUGAAGGUCCAGUGGGAUAAGUUGUCGAACCACGUGGCUGACAUGGAUAAGCAGCUGUUGCAGAGUCAGAUGGAGCAGCUGGAGCGCGGUUGGGAACACCUGGAACAGCUGGUUCAGAAGAAGUAUUCUCAGCACAUCGUGGAGCAGGAGGAAUUCACUUCCCUCAGGAGUAAGAUCCGUGACAUUGAGAGUUCUCUGCAGCAGCAGCAGCAGCGGCUACUGUUGGGGCUGAACUCGCCAGAAGAGCAGGGCGGGAGCCAAAGCCUCGUUGCCCCGGCUGCUGAGCUCCAGGCCGCCAAGCAUGGAUUUGCUGUCAUCAGGAGUCGAGCUGAAGUCCAGAUGAAGAGGAUUUGGGGAGAGAAAGAAAGGAAGGUUUUGGAAGAUGCAAUACAUGAUUUGAAGAAGCAGUGGGAAGCCGUGGAGCCAUUGAACCUAGAGGUGGAAAGUCAGAUUCAGAAGUCUAGCAUAAAAAUUGAGAUGAAAGAGACCCUCUUGUGGGUCAGGAGUCUGUUGGGUGAACUCGAGCUUCCGGUUGCCCUUCUCCCCGAUGACAUCCUUGCACAGAUCAGAAAAUGCAAGGGGAGGCAGGCCGACAUUCUGGACAAGCAGCAGGCUGUAGAGUCACUGGCUGAGGAGGUGAAAGCUGUCGGUCCCAGCCUCACCGCCUCUGAGAGAGACAAUGUAAAUAGCACCCUGGAGGACUUACAGAGCCAGUACCAAAUGCUGGUUUUCCAAUCAACUCAGAGGUCACAGCAAUUAGAGUUGAAGUUGGAAGAAAGAAGCAAAUUAUUUGAAAUGAUGGGGGAGGCUCAGCUGACACUUCAAAGGCAGGAAGCACUGAUAAUUCCCAACGCGGAAGCGGCCCCCACAGAAGCGGAACUGGACUGUCACCAUGCCACUCUGAAGGCGUCCCAGAAGGCCCUGCAGGACGUUGAGAGCCUGAUCGCAGCACAUCUUCGGGAACUCACAGACAUCUCUGAGGGUCUCAAUGUGUUUGAGAGAUUGUUUUUGCAUAAUCAUUUGAGCAAUCUGAAGACUAGAGUCAACACAAUUCAAAGAUGCAUUCAGAAUAAAUGUAGUGAAGUGCAACACAAGAUAAGUUCUUACAGAGAACUCCGUGAAAGAAAAUCCAUGCUGCAGGAGGAGGUUGCACGUGGACAGCACAGUGAGCCACUGCUGGACCCAGAAGUCGGUCAGGACAUUAAAGAAGAAUUUCAGCAUCUUAAAGACAGACUUGCUGGUAUUCGAGGUAGCAUCUUAGGAGUCCUGAAACUUAGAGAAGUGUUUGAUGAUACAGGACUCACCUGGGAUGGCUCGCAGCUUGAGCAGUUGCAAACCCAAGUGCUUGAAAAAGAGAAAGAACUUGAAGAAAAAAUCAAGCAGUUGGACAUACUUGUGGCAGAACAUGGCAAGUAUCAAGCAGCACUAAGUCAAGUGAAGGCUGUAGAUUUGCAAAUUAAGAAAAAGGCUGAACUAGUACUAAACUCUCCUGCUCCUUCACCAGAAAGCAGUCUCCUCAGUGCUCAGAUUUUGGCUGAGAAAACUGAGAAGGCCAAGUGCUUGUAUAAUGACAUAAUUAAACAAGUAAGUGAAAAUAAGGCCUUUGAUGAUUCAUUCAAGGAGAAAGAAAUUGCACAACUAAAGCUGGCUGCAGGAGAAAAUGAUAGGUUGAACAGGGAUCUCCAAAACAUGGCGCUUGAAUUCCAGCCAAAGGAAGUAGAUGAAAAGCAUUUUCACGACAAACUGGAAAAUUCUCUACAUGUUUUAAAUGGGAUAAAAUCUCAACUAGAGAAGCCUUUGCUUAUAAAUUUGGACAUUAAUCAUAUUCAGAACGAGAAGGCUAAUUGGGAAGCACUUCAAGAUCAAGUUCAUGCCGAAAUGUACAGCAUUAAAGCUGUGACUCUGGCUGAGAAGCAGAGAGAAGAAAACUCUCCUGAAACUGGUGACAUGGAGACAAAGCUGCGUGACAUUGAAGAUCUCCAAAUGGAGCUUAGCAGAAGCAUUGACUUCCGCACAAAUGUCUUGAAUAGCGCCUGUGAAAAUCUCACACGCUAUAGUGAAGCCAUCAGUGGGGCUGUAGGAAUCCUCGCUUCCCUCGAAGCCAUCUUUGUGUCCCGCAGAGUGGACCUGCAUGACCCAGAGGAAUCACUAGCCAGGUUGUGUCGGAAGCAAGAGGAAUUGGAAUCCACAGUAACAGUCAUCGAGGACCUCACUAGAAAACUGGGAUCUGUGUCCAGUCCGGAGGCCAAAAUGCAGCUUCAGCACACUUUGCAGGACCUCGUUUCUAAGAGCUUGACCUGGAAAGAGGCAGCCCAAGCAGAGGAAGCAGAGAUAGCCAGGUGUCUUGAGGAUUACAAAUGCUACAGAACCGCUAGAGAAGAAAUCCGUGCUCGCCUGCAGAAAGGAGAGAGGGCGCUCAGGUUGGCCAUGUUCCCGCUGCCCGUGUCUUACAAAGAAGCUUUGGGGCGCUUGGAGCAGAGCAAGGCCCUGGAGUGUGAUCUCCUGGCAGCCAAAGAGGAGCUGGCGGAGCUGCGCCGCGUCGCCGGGCGCCUGGGCCGCAGGAGCGCGGACAGCGAUGGCGUGUGUGUGCGCCGGGCCGCGGCUGCGCUGUGGGCGCGCUGGCUGCGCGCGCUGGGAGCUGCCAGGGAGUGGGCCACGUGGAGUGAAGACUUGAAGCAGGAGUGGAAGUUCGUCAGCGAGGAAAUUGAACGAGAAGCGAUUAUUCUAGAAAAUCUUCAAGAGGAAUUCCCAGAAGUUCCUAAAACGAAAGAGGCUGCCAGCACAGAGGCGCUGUCUGAGGCGCUGGCCUCUCUGUGCCAGUAUGAGGAGAGUGUGGAGAAGCAGCAGCUCUUGCUGACUCUACUGGCGCAGCGCACGAAAGGCAUCCGGGAUGUUCCAGAAGGUUCUGACGCCACAGGAACUGUGCCGGCACUUGAGGAGAUCGCGUCCAUGCAAGAACGGUGUAGCAAGCUUCUUCAGAAAGCUCAAAACAGUGAGGAACUGAUACAGACUGAAAUCCAGGAAAGACUUGCCUUCGCGAAAGAAAUCAUUGCUUUGAAGAAUUUAUUUCAACAGAGCACCGCUUCUUUCCAAAACAUGGGCUCCGAGGGCGUCCCAGAGAGGGCGGAGCAGUUGGAGGAGCUGCAAAGCUUUGUUGAGAAAGGGAAGCUAACUUUUGGAAAUAUUAUGGAAAAGCUGCGCAUCAAGUAUUCCGAGAUGUACACCAUAGUCCCUGCUGAGCUUGAGUCCCAGCUGGAGGGUUGCAGGAAGGCGCUGGAGGACGUAGAUGAGAAGAUAAGCGGUGAAGGCUUGAAGAGCUCGCCAUCCUGUGUGAUGGGCCGGAAAAUAGAGGAAAUCAACAGCGGGCUUCAGCAGGUUGAAAAAAUGUUGCAGCAGAAAAGCAAAAGCAUUGAGAAAGCCCAAGAAAUUCAAAAGAAAAUGUGGGAUGAGUUAGAUCUCUGGCAUUCCAAGCUAAAUGAGCUGGAUUCUGAAGUUCAGGACAUCGUUGAGCAGGACCCAGGACAGGCUCAGGAAUGGAUGGACAACCUGAUGAUUCCUUUCCAGAAGUGUCAGCAAGUGUCACAGAGAGCCGAAUCCAGAACCUCCCAGUUAAACAAGGCCACGGUGAAGAUGGAGGAGUACAGUGACCUCCUGAAGAGCACUGAGGCCUGGAUAGAAAAUACCCGUCGUUUGCUGGCCAGUCCUGCUCACUGUGACUCAUCUAGGACCCUGAGUCAGCACGCCAGCGCCCUGCAGAUGGCUCUGGAAGAUUCUGAGCAGAAGCACAAUCUUUUACAUUCAGUUUUCACGGAUCUAGAAGAUUUGUCAAUCAUUUUUGAAACGGACAAUUUAAUACAGUCCAUACAAGAAUUAAGUAGUCAAGUGGCAGCUUUACAGCAACAAAUAAUGGAAAGCCUUCCACAUAUCCAGCGAGUAGCUGAUGAUGUGGUUGCUAUUGAAUCUGAAGUAAAAUCAAUGGAGAAAAAAGUUUCAAAAAUUAAAACUAUCCUGCUAUCAAAAGAAAUAUUUGACUUUUCACCUGAAGAACAUCUUAAACAUGGGGAGGUCAUACUCGAGAAUCUCCGUCCCAUGAAGAAGACCAUUGCUGAGAUAGUGUCUUACCGAGUGGAGCUGAGGCUGCCGCAGCCGGAGAUGAACCCACUGCCCGUGUUUCAGAGGACAAGUCAGCUUUUACAGGACGUAAAGCUCUUGGAAAGUGUGACUCAGGAACAAAAUGAGUUACUAAAGAUUGUCAUAAAACAGACUAGUGAAUGUGAUGAAGAAACAGAAAAUCUGAAGCAGAUCAUAAGUGAUUAUUCAGCUGAGUUCUCCCUUGAACACACGUCACCGGACCAGGCCACCGACCUGCCGGCAGUACAGGAAGAAAUCGAAGCUAUGGAAAAGCAGAUUCUGAGUUUAAACCAGAAAAAGGAAGACCUGUUAGUGGGCUUGAAGGCGGCCAUCCUAACCCUCCACGAGCACUUGAAGCAAGAACAGCAGGAAGCGGAAGGAGCCGGGCUGUCUGCUGCCGCCUCGGAGGGUAGAGCGGCUGAGAGAGAUGCUCUGGAGUGGAAGCGGGACAGAACCGGCUCCAUGUCCUUCCUGCCGGCUGUCAAGGAGGAGGCCGAGGAAAGCUCCGUGAAAAGUGAAGAUGGACACGAAGAAGCCAGGCUGUCUUCAGAGUCUCAGUCUUUACUCUGGAAGCAGGACAAGGACCUGGAGGGAGAUCAGGCAGCCUCGCCCUCUGCCACUGUCAUCCAGGAGGCAGUGAUGAAAAUCAGCACGUGUGACUCUUUCAUGACACAGACUCUUGCACCAGACUCACCAGACACGGAGCAAGGCCCAGAACUCUCCCCAGGGCUCAACCAGACAGAAAAGGCUGCCACACCUCCGCCCGAGGCUGACGCUCUGGACUUUGCUGACGAGCAGGGACCUUUGGGACCCACGGAGGAGCAAGCGGGGCCGCCGGCUGCAGAAGUCCUCCAUGUCUGCCAGACUCAGGUGGCCGAGCUGGAGCUGUGGCUGCAACAAGCCAGCGUGGCAUUUGAGCCGGAAACGUUAAACGCAGACAUGCAGCAGGUGGUGGAGCAGGAGCUGGUUGGGUGCCAGGCUAUGCUGACAGAGAUUGAGCGCAAAGUUGCCUGUCUGCUAGAGACUUGCAAAGAUCAGGGCCUGGGAGACGGUGGAACGACUCAGCAUGAAGCUGAAGUUCUUUCCCUGAAACUCAGAACUGUGAAGUGCAAUUUGGAAAAAGUCCAGAUGAUGCUUCAGGAGAAGUACAGCGAGGACCAGCUUCCUACCAUUCUGAAGAAGCCUUCAGAACAUCAAAAAGUUCUCCAGCCAGUUUACCUUUCAGAACUGGAAUCUAUUAUAACUGAAAGGCCACAGUUUAGCAGACUAAAGGAUGUCCCACAGCAACAGGUUCUGGAGUUAAAGCCGAUGGAACAGAAAGAUUUAAUCAAAUUCAUAGAAUGUAAUGCUAAGAAAACAUGGCCACAGUAUUGCCAACAGGAUAAAGAUACUGCUCAGGAAUCAUCUACAAGCAAAGCAUCUGACUCUGACAGUGAAGCCCCAGACUCCGUCCUUGCAUCACCGGGCCAGGGAGGAGAUAAAUGGCAAUAUCUCCGCCAUGAACUGGCGUCGAGAACGCAGCUGCCUCUGCCUCAGGUUGUGGAGCCCCAGGUUGCCGCAAGUAUAAGUACUCUCCCCAGUGUGAGUGUGUGUAACUUCAAAUACCCUACAACUGAAGAGCUGAAAACUUACACGACCCAGCUUGAAGACCUGCGCCAGGAAGCUAAUGACCUUCAGACACAGGAAAAUGUGACAGAAGAGCAAUAUGUCAGUUUGGACAAGAAGUUAUUUGACUUCUGCCUGACGCUCAGCCAGAGCCUCGGCAGCGUGGAGGAGCUGCUGCAGACGCCAGGGCUGCUGCGGGAGGACGCGCCCGGCCAGCAGGCGCACUGCGAGGAGCUGGCUCUUGAGCUGAAGAAACUGUAUUUAGCGCUGGGUGACAAGAAGGAUGACCUUUUGAAAGCCGUGACUUGGCCUGGCACGGGCGCCAGUUUGCUCCUUGACUGUUUCAAUGGCCUCCAAGUCUGCCUGGAGCGUGCGCAGGUGAAGGCUGCCUGGAGAAGCAAGUCGCUGAAAGCUGGCCUCGACUACACCCACAGCUAUCAGAAUGAAAUAAAACGAUUAUAUGAUCACCUGGUGAAGAGUAAGACAGCUCUUCAGCAGUCUUUGAAUGAGAUCAGUGGCCAGAGUAUUGGAGACCAGCUCCAGAAAGCAGAGGCGUAUACAGCAGAGCUACAGAACUCUGAGAACCGAGUGGCCAAACUAAGAGACGAAGGGGAGAGGCUUGGCUUACCCUCCACAGUCCUGCAGGAGGUGCACAAGUUAGAGGAUGUGCUGGACGGCAUGUGGGGCAUCCUCAGAGCUAGGUACUCGGAACUCAGCAGCCCCUUCUCCUCUGAGAGCCAGCUGGACGCCUUGCUGCAGGGCCUGGGGGAGCUGGUCAGUAUCGGAAAGGAGAAGCUUGUGCAGAGCCACUUACAAGCCAAAAGCAAAGCCGCUUUACAGGCCCACCUACAGAACCAUAAGGUGUUUUUCCGGAAGCUUGUUGCGGACAUGCUGUUGAUCCAAACAUACUCUGCCAAGGCGUUUCCUUCUCUGUUAGAAAAGAGAGAGACAUUCUGGGCAGAACAAGUAACAGAAAUUAAGUCACUUGAAGACAAGGCUCAGCAGUGUGGCACGAAGCUGCAGAGUUUGCUGCAGAAAUGGGAAGACUUCGAUGAAAACCAUGCAUCCCUUGAAAAGGACCUGGAAAUUCUCGUCUCUACGUUGCCUUCUGUGAGCUUGGUGGAAGAGACAGAGGAAAGGCUGGUGGAGAGGAUCUCACUGUACCAGCAAAUCAAAAGGAACAUUGAAGGAAAGCAUGCCCGACUGUACCAAACGCUGCGUGAAGGCAGACAGCUGGCGGCGUCCGUGAGCUGUCCGGAGCUAGAGGGCCAGAUCACCCGACUGGAGGAGCAGGGGCUGGCCCUGAACAGGAAGACGGACCACGAGCUCCACAGACUGCACACGCUGCUCAAGCACCUGCUCAGUUACAACAGGGAUUCGGAUGAGUUAACCAAGUGGUUGGAAUCUUCCCAGCAAACUUUGAAUUACUGGAAAGAACAGUCCCUCAAUGUGUCUCAGGACUUGGAUACAAUCAGAAGCAACAUAAAGAAAUUCUUUGAAUUUUCAAAGGAAGUUGACGAGAAGUCCUCCCUAAAGACUGCAGUCCUGAGCACUGGGAACCAACUUCUCCACCUCAAGGAGACAGACACGGCCACACUGCGAGCCGCUUUAGCACAGUUUGAACAAAAAUGGACACUGCUCAUCACUCAGCUUCCGGAUAUUCAAGAAAAGCUUCACCAACUUCAGAUGGAGAAAUUGCCAUCCCGCAAAGCAAUCACAGAAAUGAUCAGCUGGAUGGACGGUGUGGAGCGUCAGAUGGCGGCUGGGGAGUCGGUGCGCUGUCCAGGUUCUGCGCCGCAAGUGAAAGGGCUUCUUCAGAAGCUUAAGGAGUUCAGAAUGGAGAUGGACUACAAACAGUGGAUAGUGGACUUUGUUAACCAGUCGCUGCUUCAGCUAAGCACCUGUGACGUAGAAAGCAAGCGCUAUGAAAGGACGGAGUUCGCAGAGCUCCUGGGCGAGAUGAACCGCCAGUGGCACCGAGUCCACGGGACCCUGAAUCGAAAGAUACAACAUUUAGAGCAACUUUUGGAAAGCAUCACGGAGCAUGAAAACAAAAUACAGAUCUUGAACAGCUGGUUGGAGGCCCAGGAAGAGAGACUGAAUGCUUUACAGAAACCUGCGAGCGUGCUGUCCAUUGAGAAGCUGCUCCUGGACUGUCAGGACAUAGAAAACCAACUCGCAGCUAAAUCCAAAGCCCUGGAUGAGUUGAGACAGAGCCACCUGACUUUGGAGAGCGGGGCCACGCCGUGGUUGGAAGAUCCGGCCUCUGGAGUCGAGGGCUUGGUUCAGAAGAGGAGCCGUGUGGUCGAUCAGGUCGCCCGGCUCAGAGCCUCCAUGCAGUCGGCGCUGGCAGCCCAGCAGUGCUGCGAGCAGCUCUGCGAGGAGGUGCGCGGGACGGUGAUCCGGUUCAGGUACUGCGCGGAGCACAGCGAGCCUGAGGCUCCAUCCCUGGAGGCCCUGGCGCGCCAGGUGCAGACCCUGCAGUGUCUUCAAGAUGAAGCUGAGAGCAGUGAGGGGAGCUGGGAGAAGCUGCAGGAGGUAAUCGGCAAACUCAGAGAGUCCUGCCCCUCGGUGGCCGAGAUAAUCGAAGAGAAACGCCAGCACACUCACGCAAGGUGGACCCAGGUAAACCAAGACCUUGCAGAUGAGCUGCAGAAGGCCCGGGGCCUGCUCCAGCUCUGGAAGGCUUGUCACGGUGCUCACACAGAAGCUGCAGCCAGGCUGCAGCAGCAGGAAGCCAAGUUCCAGCAGCUUGCAAAAAUCAACAUGUCUGGAAACAACCUGGUGGAGACCCUGCCACUGGCCCUGCAGGACACACAGGAGCUGCAGCACGAUGUGCAGAAGACAAAAGAAGCCCUGCUCCAAAAUUCCACCCUGCUGGAUCGGCUCCCACAACCCGCAGAGUCCAGUGUCCCUGAGCUCCUGUCUGGACAGCAGCACGCCCUCCAGAGAGCUGCUUAUUUGGAAAAAAUGCUGCUUAUGAAAGCCAAUGAAUUCGAGUUUGUUCUUUCACAGUUCAAGGAAUUUGGAGAGCAGCUGGAAUCUUUACAGGAUCGUAUUACACAUGAGGAAGAAAAUCUGGACGAACUUUAUCAGCUAGAAAAAGAAGACCCUGACUCAUUCCUGAAUCACGUGCUGGCGCUGACAGCCCAGGCUCCUGCCGUUGAACGUCUGAAUGAGGUCAGCCUCAGGCUCCCGCUCAGUGAUGUGGCGGUGAAGACCCUGCAGCAGCUGAACCGGCGGUGGGUCCGGGCCACAGCCACGGCGCUGGACCGCUGCAGUGAGCUGCAGGGAAUCGGACUCCAUAAAAAGUUUCUUCAUUACUGUGGAAAGUGGGUCCACCUCUUAGAGCGGACAGAAGAGGUGCUUGGAGGGAAUGUUGCCAGCAGCCUUCCAGCUCUCCAGGAGCAGCAGAGAAUGUGCGAGAUGUUAGAAGCUGAAGUUUCUAUACAUCAGACGAUUGCUGAUUCUUACAUCACCCAGUCUUUACAACUCCUGGACACAGCUGAAAUAGAGAAGAGGCCAGAAUUUGUCCCAGAAUUCUCAAAGCUGGUGGACCGGUGGCAGAGUGUGGCCCGGGGCAUUCGGCAGAGGAAACGUGAGGUCACUGGGCUGGUGCGGCAGCGGCAGUCCUUCUCCACCGCCUUGGAGGACCUGCUCCGCUUCCUCAGCGGCACCAGCCUCCUGCUGUCUGCGGUGAAGGGCCAGGACCGCUACAGCCUCCUCCAGACCAGAGCUCUGAUCCACGAGCUGAAGAAUAAAGAAGCCCAUUUUCAGAGACGGCAAACCAGCUAUGCACUGGCCUUGGAAGCCGGGGAGAAGUUACUGAACACCUCUGACCCGGAAACGAAAGAAUCGGUUGACGGGAGAAUCCGUCAGCUUCGGGACGACUGGGAGGACACAAAGCUCCAGCUAGGAGAGACGAUUAAACAGCUCCAGAGCACUGUAGAGACCUGCGACCAGUGUGAAAAGAAAAUCAAGGAUUUGAAAAGCAGGCUGCAAGUUCUAAAAGCACAAAGUAAAAAUCCUCUUCCAGAGCUUCACGAGGACCUCCAUAAGGAAAAAGAGCUGAUUAAGGAACUAGAGAAGUCUUUGGCAAACUGGACUCAGAACUUGAAAGAACUUCACACCAUGAAGGCUGACCUCGCCGUGCAUGUCCUGGCGGAGGACGCGAUGGCUCUGAGGGAGCAGAUCGAGCACUUGCACAGACAAUGGGAGGACCUCUGCCUCAGAGUGGCCGUCCGCAAACAGGAGAUCGAGGACAGACUCAACUCGUGGAGUGUGUUCAAUGAAAAAAAUAAAGAGCUGUGCGCAUGGCUGGUGCAGAUGGAAAACAAGGUUCUGCAGACAGCGGAUAUCAGCAUUGAAGAAAUGAUUGAGAAGUUACAGAAGGACUGCAUGGAAGAAAUAAACUUGUUCAGUGAAAACAAGUUACAGUUAAAGCAAAUGGGUGACCAGUUAAUCAAGGCCAGCGGCACGGCCAGAGCCGCUGAGAUCAGUGACAAGCUCCACAAAAUCAACGAGCGUUGGCAGCAUCUUUUCGAUGUCAUCGGAUCCAGGGUGAAGAAGCUGAAGGAGACGUUUGCUUUCAUCCAGCAGUUAGACGGGAACAUGAGCAGUCUUCGCACCUGGUUGGCAAGAAUCGAGUCGGAGCUGUCUAAGCCGGUUGUCUAUGAAGUCUGUGACGAUCAGGAGAUCCAGAAGAGGCUCGCCGAACAGCAGGAUCUGCAGCGGGACAUCGAGCAGCACAGCGCGGGGGUGGAGUCUGUGUUCAGCAUCUGUGAUGUCCUGCUGCACGACUCGGACGCCUGUGCCAGCGAGACUGAGUGUGACUCGAUCCAGCAGACCACCCGAAGCCUGGACAGGCGCUGGAGGAACAUCUGUGCCAUGUCCAUGGAGCGGCGCAUGAAAAUCGAGGAGACAUGGCGCCUGUGGCAGAAGUUUCUCGAUGAUUAUUCCCGCUUCGAAGACUGGCUCAAGUCUGCCGAGAGGACAGCAGCCUGCCCCAGCUCCUCAGAGGUGCUGUACACGAGCGCCAAGGAAGAGCUGAAGAGGUUUGAGGCCUUCCAGAGGCAGAUCCACGAGCGCCUCACCCAGCUGGAGCUCAUCAACAAGCAGUACCGGCGCCUGGCGCGCGAGAACCGCACGGACGCAGCCAGCAAGCUCAAGCAGAUGGUGCACGAGGGCAACCAGCGCUGGGACACCCUCCAGAGACGGGCCACGGCGGUGCUGCGGAGGCUCCGGCAUUUCACCAACCAGAGGGAAGAGUUUGAGGGCAGCAGGGAGAGCAUCCUAGUGUGGCUCACGGAGAUGGACCUGCAGCUCACCAACGUGGAGCACUUCUCGGAGAGCGACGCCGAAGACAAGAUGCGCCAGCUGAACGGCUUCCAGCAGGAAAUCACAUUAAACACCAACAAGAUUGACCAGCUCAUCGUGUUUGGGGAGCAGCUGAUUCAGAAGAGCGAGCCUCUGGACGCAGCGCUGAUCGAAGACGAGUUGGAGGAGCUACACCGCUACUGCCAGGAGGUGUUCGGCAGGGUCUCCCGCUUCCACCGGCGCCUCACGGCCCGCGCUCCGGGCUUGGAAGAGGAAAAGGAGGCGUCUGAGAAUGAAGCAGACAUGGAAGACCCCAGAGAGAUCCAGACCGACGCCUGGCGGAAAAGGGGAGAGGGCGAGGAGCCCACGACCCCGCAGUCCCUCUGUCAUCUUGUGCCACCGACCCUGGGCCACGAGCGCUCUGGCUGCGAGACCCCCGUCAGCGUGGACUCCAUCCCGCUGGAGUGGGAUCACACAGGUGACGUGGGCGGCUCGUCCUCUCACGAAGAAGAUGAGGAGGGCCCGUACUACAGCGCAGUGUCAGAUGUAGAAAUCCCUGAAAAUCCUGAGGCAUAUCUUAAAAUGACCACAAAAACUUUGCAAGCGUCUUCUGGCAAGUCCAUGUCCGAAGGCCACUCGUGGCACGUCCCCGACAGCCCUUCCCACGCCAAGCAUCGCUACAAACAAAUGGAGGACCGGAGCGACCCGCCCGUCCCCUCGGAUUCCAGCACCCCGUACAAAGCGCCCUAUGUGAAACUGCUGUUACAUCCAGGAACCGCUGAUGGUGGCAAAGGCGGCGCGAGGGUGUUGAACGGCAGCCCCCAGCAGGAGGAGCAGCAGCUGGCCGCCUUGACCGGACAGCAGUCAGGUGCCUUUGACACGUGGGAGCUGAUCCAAGCACAAGAGCUCCACAGUAAGCUCAGAAUCAAACAGAACGUGCAGCAGCUGAACUCGGUGAUCAGCGACAUCACUGCGUGGCUAGGGAAGACGGAAGCAGAGCUGGAGACGCUGAAGAUGGCAGAGCCUCCCUCUGACAUCCAGGACCUGGAACGCGGAGUGAAGAGACUGCAGGAGACAGUGAAAGCUUUUGACACCUACAAGACUUUAAUGGUCUCUGUCACCGUGAGUGCCAAGGAAUCUCUGCCGAGCGAGAGCGCCGAGUCCGCAGAGCUCCGCCGCAGACUCUGCCAGCUGAGCCUGCGCUGGGAGGCGGCCCAGGGCGAGAUGGACAGCUGGAGGGCACGACUGCGGCGGUCACUGCUGCAGUGCCAGGACUUCCACCAGCGGAGUCAGAGCCUGCUGCUGUGGCUGGCGAGUGCGGAGGACCAGAGGCAGAAGGCGCUGGCCACCGACCCAGAGGCGGACCCCCAGCUUCUCCUGCACUGCCAGAAACAGCUCACGCAACUGGAGAAGGAGCUAGCGGAACGGCAACCCCAAGUGAGCUCCUUGCACGAGCUUUCCACCAGCCUUCUCCUCAAGGGGAACGGAGACUACGUGGAGGCCGAAGAGAAGGUCCAUGUGAUCAAGCAGAAACUCCAGCAGUUACAGGAGCAAGUCGCCCGCGAUUUACUGUCCUUGCAGAGAAGCCAGAACCCAGACCCAGCUCUGCCGGCCUUCGAUGAGGUGGACGCCGGGGACCAGCCGCCUCCGGCAGCCGUGCCAGCUCCCCAAGCCAAGCAGUUCAGAGCAGAGGGGACCGCGGAGGACCAGGAGGAGGACAACGGCGACGGCAGGGUGUCCGGCCCCACCGGCCCCGGCAGCUCGAAGCCAAGGCGCUCCUUCCUCUCGAGGGUGAUCCGGGCCGCGCUGCCCCUGCAGCUGCUCCUGCUGCUCCUGCUGCUCCUGGCCUGCCUGUUGCCCACCUCCGAAGAGGACUACAGCUGCACCCAGGCCAACAACUUCGCCCGCUCCUUCUACCCCAUGCUGAGCUACACCAACGGGCCGCCGCCCACCUAGGGGGCUCGGCGGGGGCACAGCGCCACAGCACCAGCCCGGCUGCCACCGUGGCCCAGCUCAAGGCCCCUGACUGAGCUGUCAGAGACUCCUGUUGGCAAGGCUGGGGCCUGUUGCAGGCACCUGCCUCUGGGAUUGCCCAGGCCAGGGAAUCUGGCGGCAGCUGCCCCGGGCAUGCUGGCAAAGCUAGUUGACAGAGCAGACUCCGGAAAGGGCAGUUUCCUGAAGAGCCACGCACUUUGUGAAUCCUGACUUAUUUGUAAAACAGCAUUUUAACAUAGAUAACAGAGCCCAUGAACAGUGGCGCUCACCCCAUUAUGUGUAUUAGAGACACAAACAGAUUCUGCCUUAAACAUGGUUCAGAAGCUCAUCUCCACCCUGAGCUCUCACGGGUGGACACAAUCAUUUUAAAUGGGUAGCAGCAGUUCUCCUCCAGUCAGCUGGCCAGUUGGAGGUCCUGCUUACGAGCCAGGAUGUCCUGUUCUGUACCCAGGCUUGCUCUUUUAUAUUGCUCUAAAUUUUUUAAGAAAUUUUAUUGCAUGGAUGUGGUUACUUGUGCAUAUUUUUUAACAAUGCUGAAUCUGUAUAAAUGAUGUAAACUUUGAUUUUUUAAAAAAAGAAAUCUGAUUUUAGCUCAAGCUUUUGACUAAUGUACAGUAAAUGCCAAACUACAGACUUGAUAGGGAUGGUUUUGUAAGUUAAUUUUGUAAGACUUUUCAGAGACACUUCGGGGUGGUUGAGCUGUUUGGCCACGCGGGGGGUUGGUAUAAAAGCUCGAAGCUGUUUGUGGUAUGUACAACCCAAACGUUUCUCAUUAAAACACAAAAUUAGCCAGAGCA
Chinchilla lanigera (long-tailed chinchilla) is the source of this 21763-nucleotide messenger RNA. RefSeq names its product spectrin repeat containing, nuclear envelope 2 (gene Syne2). Lineage: Eukaryota; Metazoa; Chordata; Mammalia; Rodentia; Chinchillidae. Gene Ontology annotation, cellular component: membrane. Gene Ontology annotation, molecular function: protein binding. The transcript has 115 exons. Bases 165 to 20927 code for a protein of 6920 amino acids. The record is from RefSeq and is a predicted model, not a curated record.